AUGACGACGGAGUCUGUGUAAGUUGUAUAGGUAAAAAAUAAAGAAAAGAAAGAAGAAAGGCGCCCCAAUCUGCUUCUUCUCCGAUUCGAGUUUGGGGUCUCUGCAACCUAAUUCAUCCCACCUUCAAAUUCCACAGAGACCCUUUUCACCUUUGCAUCCCUCACUUCGGUUUCGGGUUCUAAUUUCUGAAAAUGGAUGGAGCAAUUGGCCGUGGAGGCAGCAGCGCAGACGCGUAUUUACCGAAUUACAAGCUUGGAAAAACUCUUGGUAUUGGUUCUUUUGGCAAGGUCAAAAUUGCCGAGCAUGCAUUAACUGGCCACAAAGUUGCUAUCAAGAUUCUUAACCGGCGCAAGAUAAAGAACAUGGAAAUGGAAGAGAAAGUGAGAAGAGAAAUCAAAAUAUUAAGACUGUUUAUGCAUCCUCACAUUAUACGACUCUAUGAGGUCAUUGAAACACCAUCAGACAUUUAUGUUGUUAUGGAGUAUGUCAAGUCUGGAGAGCUUUUUGAUUAUAUAGUAGAGAAGGGUAGGCUACAGGAAGAUGAAGCUCGUAACUUUUUUCAGCAGAUAAUAUCUGGUGUGGAGUACUGUCACAGAAAUAUGGUUGUUCAUAGAGACCUGAAGCCAGAAAAUUUGCUUCUGGAUUCCAAAUGCAAUGUGAAGAUUGCUGAUUUUGGCCUAAGCAAUAUUAUGCGUGAUGGCCAUUUUCUUAAGACAAGUUGUGGUAGCCCAAAUUAUGCUGCUCCUGAGGUUAUUUCUGGCAAACUAUAUGCGGGGCCUGAAGUAGAUGUAUGGAGUUGUGGUGUGAUAUUAUAUGCUCUUCUUUGCGGUACUCUUCCUUUUGACGAUGAAAACAUUCCCAACUUGUUCAAGAAAAUUAAGGGCGGGAUAUACACUCUUCCAAGCCAUUUGUCACCUGGUGCGAGGGAUUUAAUCCCACGAAUGCUUGUGGUGGAUCCAAUGAAGCGAAUGACCAUCCCUGAGAUUCGUCAGCACAAAUGGUUCCAGGCUCAUCUUCCUCGUUACUUAGCUGUGCCCCCACCAGAUACAAUGCAGCAAGCGAAGAAGAUUGAUGAAGAAAUCUUACAGGAGGUGGUAAAGAUGGGAUUUGACAGAAACCAUCUUGUUGAAUCUCUGCGUGGUAGAUUACAAAAUGAGGGAACCGUUGCUUACUACUUAUUAUUGGACAACCGGUUUCGUGUAUCCAGCGGCUACCUUGGGGCCGAGUUUCAGGAGACUGUGGAAUCUGGUUUCAAUCGUAUGCAUCAAGGUGAGCCUGCUUCUUCACCUGUUGGGCACCGCCUUCCAGGAUAUAUGGAGUUUCAAGGAAUGGGCUCUUCACCUUUUAGACAGCAGUUCCCUGUUGAAAGGAAAUGGGCUCUUGGACUUCAGUCUAGGGCUCAUCCUCGUGAAAUAAUGACCGAAGUCCUUAAAGCUUUACAAGAACUGCGGGUGUGUUGGAAGAAGAUAGGUCACUACAACAUGAAAUGUAGGUGGGUUCCUGGCACACCUGGUCAUCAUGAAGGCAUGGUCGACAAUCCUGUAAACAAUAACCAUUAUUUUGGGGAUGAAUCCAGCAUCAUAGAAAAUGAUGGCAUUAUGAAGACACCCAAUGUUGUCAAGUUCGAAGUGCAGCUUUUCAAAACUCGGGAGGAGAAGUAUCUGCUAGAUCUGCAGAGGGUCCAGGGUCCGCAGUUUCUCUUCCUGGAUCUCUGUGCCGCUUUCCUUGCACAGCUUCGUGUUCUUUAAAGCUGGAUGACUAGUCCCAAAACAGCUCCUUUGUGAAUCUGUCUCGAUGCUUGUGAAAAAGAAAACUUGCAGUUUGUACAUAAUUCUCUCCUUCAGUUUGGGUCGCUUUACUUUGUCCUUGUUGAUCCCAGUUUUAUAUGGGUAAUAGUUGUGCUUGUGCCAAUCUAUAACACUGGUAUUGGCCAAGUCAUUUCUAUUUUGGGUUUUUGAAGUGGUCUGUCCUUAUGGGGGUUCCUCCUAUACAAAACACGAACAGUAUGAAAGAACUAACAUCUCAUCGGAGGAUGCUUUAAUGCAAAUUUUCUUGCCAGUUCUGUGUAAUAG
Molecule: messenger RNA, 2072 nt
Organism: Fragaria vesca subsp. vesca
Lineage: Eukaryota; Viridiplantae; Streptophyta; Magnoliopsida; Rosales; Rosaceae
Product: SNF1-related protein kinase catalytic subunit alpha KIN10-like
Exons: 11
Coding region: 192-1748 (518 amino acids)
Biological process (GO): protein phosphorylation; intracellular signal transduction
Molecular function (GO): ATP binding; protein serine/threonine kinase activity
Source: RefSeq, a predicted model, not a curated record